This is a messenger RNA of Nicotiana tabacum (common tobacco), 1423 nucleotides long. The record is from RefSeq and is a predicted model, not a curated record. Lineage: Eukaryota; Viridiplantae; Streptophyta; Magnoliopsida; Solanales; Solanaceae.
ACAAAUAAAUUCCUCUAGCUAUCAUUUCCUUAUCUUUCUUCUAAGGCAUUUUCUCUCUCUAAUCUCUCAAUCCCUCUUAUUUAAUAGAACCUAAAGAGAGAGAGCCUAGGUAAGGAAAAAAUGUCUAGCAAUGGAAAAAUAGAGGAAAAUAAGGUACCCUUAUUAGAUUAUGCAGCUUCUAAUAUCCACAAUAGUUAUAUACUAGAACAAAACCAAAAUGAACAAAGUUUUUCAAAAAGAUUUUGGAUUGAAACAAAGAAGCUAUGGCAUAUAGUUGGCCCUGCCAUUUUUAGUAGAAUAGUUUCUUACUCCAUGUUUGUUAUCACUCAAGCUUUUGCUGGUCAUCUUGGUGAUCUUGAACUUGCUGCUAUGUCCAUUGCUAGUAAUGUUGUUCUUGGCUUCGAUUUCGGUCUCAUGCUAGGAAUGGCAAGUGCAUUGGAAACAUUAUGUGGACAAGCAUUUGGUGCAAAAAAAUACUACAUGUUAGGAGUAUAUUUGCAACGUUCUUGGAUAGUACUCUUCUUAUGUUGUAUUAUAAUGAUGCCUUUAUUUCUCUUCGCAACGCCAGUUUUGAAAUUUCUUGGGCAACCAGAAGAUGUAGCUGAGCUCUCUGGAGUUGUAGUUUUGGCCUUUAUUCCACUCCACUUUUGCUUUGCAUUUCAAUUUCCACUGCAGAGGUUUUUACAAAGCCAAUUGAAGAAUAAUGUGAUAGCUUGGGCAAAUUUUGUGGCAUUCAUUUUUCAUGUGUUGAUAAGUUGGCUGAUUGUGUACAAGUUUCAUUUGGGUAUUAUUGGGACAACACUUACUUUGAAUAUCUCUUGGUGGUUGGUUAUGUUGAUGUUGUUUGGUUAUACUGUUUUUGGUGGCUGUCCUCUUUCUUGGACUGGUUUUAGUAUGGAAGCUUUCUCUGGUCUUUGGGAUUUUUUCAAGCUCUCUGUCUCUUCUGGAAUCAUGCUCUGGUAUUAUUCUCUAUCUCAAGUUUCUAGUCUUUUGUUUGAGGGACUAAGGUCACGGGUUCGAGCUGUGGAAACAACCUCUUGCAGAAAUGUAUGCUUGGAGAACUGGUAUUACAGGGUGCUAAUUGUGAUGACUGGUAAUUUGGAAAAUGCUAAAAUUGCUGUGGACGCAUUAUCCAUUUGCAUGAAUAUCAAUGGUUGGGAACUGAUGAUUCCUCUUGGAUUCUUUGCUGGAACUGGGUAUGUCUAUUUCCUUUUGUCAUUUACAUAAUUAAUUUAAUCUUUUCAUAUUAGACAUUAUGAAAAUAAGUGAAUGGUAUAGGUUCCAUCUUACACUUGACAGUGAAUUAUGAAAAUGACUGAAUUAGACAACUAGUUGUUUUUUGUUUUCUUCUUUUAUCACAUGAAUUAUUUUUUCCUAUAUAGCCUAACUACUAAUAGUAGCAAUGACAAGUCAGGAAUUUUCU